Molecule: messenger RNA, 150 nt
Organism: Bipolaris zeicola 26-R-13
Lineage: Eukaryota; Fungi; Ascomycota; Dothideomycetes; Pleosporales; Pleosporaceae
Exons: 1
Coding region: 1-150 (49 amino acids)
Source: RefSeq, a predicted model, not a curated record
AUGCCUAUCCAGGCCCCCACCUUCAUUGACGUUGUAAUUACUGCAGCCGACUUCGCUGCUAGCCGGCCCGGGAUGGACCUUAUCGACAUCUCAGGAAGAUUUUCGUGUUUCAACAGUUUUUGGAUGAUGGGCUGCCGUUACACAUGCUGA